Messenger RNA from Brugia malayi, 1704 nucleotides. RefSeq lists its product as uncharacterized. The record is from RefSeq and is a predicted model, not a curated record. Lineage: Eukaryota; Metazoa; Nematoda; Chromadorea; Rhabditida; Onchocercidae. The transcript is spliced from 11 exons. Gene Ontology annotation, molecular function: N,N-dimethylaniline monooxygenase activity; flavin adenine dinucleotide binding; NADP binding. Bases 1 to 1704 code for a protein of 567 amino acids.
AUGAGAGUUUGUGUAAUUGGCACGGGAGCAAGCGGAUUGCCUGCCAUCAAAGAAUGUCGCACAGCUGGCUUGGAAGUGAUAGCCUAUGAACGCACUAAUGAUAUUGGAGGCUUGUGGAAUUAUCGACCCGAGUUAAUAGAGGGAGGUACAGUGAUGAAGUCGACAGUAAUGAAUACAUCGAAAGAAAUGACAGCCUACUCUGACUUUCCACCACCGUCUAAUUUUUGCAAUUUUAUGCAUCAUUCAAAAGUUUUUGAGUAUUUGAAAGAUUAUGCUAAUGUGAAUAAGUUAUACCAACACAUUUGUUUUAAUACCACAGUCCAGCAGGUUUCACGGAAGGAUAAUUUUUGGGAAGUAAAGACAAAUAACGGUGAUAAGAAGCUAUUUGAUUAUGUAAUGAUAUGCACCGGACAUCACAGUCUUCCGCAGUAUCCUCAGAUACCUGGAAGUGAGAAAUUUAAAGGACGCAUCCUUCACUCUCAUAAAUAUCGUGAUUACCAAGGAUUUGAAGAAAAAAAUAUUUUUAUCGUUGGAAUUGGUAAUUCAGCUCUUGACAUUGCUGCAGAAUUAUCUGGAGUUGCCAAGACGGUCACAAUUUCUACCCGUCGUGGCUCAUGGAUUUUCAAUCGUGUAAGCCAAGGAGGUAUUCCUAAUGAUCUGAAGAUGAUGACCCGUUUAUACAGUUAUUUGAUGGAUAAAUUACCGUGGACAGUUGCUAACGAUUUCAUGGAGCAUCGCUUACAGCUACGACUGGAUCAUGAUCUCUAUGGACUUCGCCCAAACCAUCGGUUUCUGCAACAACAUCCUACUAUCAACGAUGAUUUGCCCAAUCUUCUUUGUAGCGGACGAAUCGUUAUUACAGAAGAUAUCGAAUUAAUCCAAGAGACGACUGUUCAAGUCAAAGGAGGACGUCAAUUCCCAGCUGACGUCAUCAUUUUUGCGACUGGUUAUACCUUUGGUUUUCCAUUUCUGUAUCCGAAAUUUAUUAUACCACUAAAGGAUCAUGAAGUGGAACUAUACAAAUAUGUUUUUCCACUGAAAUAUCCUUCCUUAGCGGUUAUUGGUUUGAUUCAACCUAUCGGAAGUAUUUUGCCAAUUUCGGAAAUGCAAUCUCGAUGGGUUGCUGCUGUAUUUAAAGGUCAAAUUAGUCUACCUCCUCAUACAGAAAUGGAGGCUGAUAUUAAACUUAAACGAGCUCAAAAUAAGAGAAGAUAUUUCAAAAGUAAGAAACACACUCUUCAAGUGGAUUAUAUUAAAUAUAUGGACGAAAUUGCUGAACAAAUAGGUUGUAAGCCUAGUUUAAAGAAGUACAUGUUCACAGAGCCUAGUUUUUGUCUUCGAUUGCUUAUUAGUGCUAAUGCACCAUAUGUCUACCGACUUGAUGGGCCUGGAUCUUGGGAAAAGGCCAAGGAAGCACUGAUAAGCCUUCCUCAGCGUGUCAAACUUCCACUGAAGAAUAGAGAAUGUGACAUGAAAAGAUAUAAAAAGCACGGAAAAAUUGAUGAGUAUUUCCGAUAUAUAUCCAUGAAAUGGCUUGCUGGAUGGACAUGUGUGGUACUUUUCACCGGAAUUUGGGUAUUCUGCUUAGGUUCCCGUAAUCUCACUACAUUCGCAUAUACCGUGAAUGUUGUCAUCUUCUUCGUAUUUUUUUCAUUCAUUUUAUUAUGGUUCGAUUUACAAUACGACAUGUCCACGAUUUUUUGA